This is a messenger RNA of Oryzias melastigma (Indian medaka), 4819 nucleotides long. RefSeq names its product melanotransferrin (gene meltf). The coding region runs from base 1388 to 3565 and encodes 725 amino acids. Gene Ontology annotation, cellular component: plasma membrane; extracellular region; recycling endosome. The transcript has 16 exons. Gene Ontology annotation, biological process: iron ion transport. NCBI's taxonomy places the organism in Eukaryota, Metazoa, Chordata, Actinopteri, Beloniformes, Adrianichthyidae. The record is from RefSeq and is a predicted model, not a curated record.
GCACAUUGCUUCUUUGAUUAACUUUGUGACACACAAGUUUAUUUGUAAAAUGAGGGUUUAAUAUUAUUUUUUAACUAUAAACCCUCUGAUGUUUUUCCCAGACUUCUUCACAGCACUCGUAAAAACAGUCCAAAGGCUCACAGUUUCACUCUUUCAGUUCAUCAGGUUUCUGCUCAUGUGAGCCAUAACAACCUGCAAUAAGACAUAAUCGAGACGUUACACGUUAAGAAAUAUAAAGACAGAGUGGUGAGGCUCGGCGAGUAAAGAAGCACCCAUUUGCCAAUAAAAGUCUUGUGUUCCAAUGACAUAAAGAUCUCUAUAUAUUAACCACAGCCAUCAUGCAACACCUGCUGUACGUGACGGGAGAGGACAAAGUUUGAGGAACGGCAACGUUUUUAUGCAGAUGAAGAUAAGCUGCAGAAAAGUGUUGUUUCUGGAAAGUUUGAUUGCAUACAGGAUGCUUGGUACUUUUAUUGUUUUUUAUCAUUCUUAAUUUACAGCAGUAGAAUAUCUCUGCUAUUUUUGCUCUUUAUUCAAUAUGUCAUUAAAACUGAAGCUGAAAAUGUUUGGGUUCCUCCUGAAGCCUUCUGGGCUACAUGACCGUGUGUGGUAUGCUCCUUGGUUGAUCCUCAUACUCUGGCUCCCUUUUGAUAUAUUGAGCAACAUUUAUGGCCUGUAGGAUUAAGUGUGCAUUGUUGCAUUUCUAGGUUAUGUCUGUGUGGCAUUUUGAACUGCUGACCUGACCAAAGUUCUGUUCCUACAAUCCCAGACAGCUUUAAGGGAGGUCAGAAAGCGGUGCAUUCUUCUAUUAUUAUUCCAAUAUUCCAUUUUCAUACAUUUUAUAAUAGAACAUUUACUGAUAUUUACUUUUUUUAAGGGAUAAUUAAUACAUUAAAAACAUCUAAACAUUACAAAUGUAACAAAACAUAUAUAUGUGUUUAAAUCCACUCUUUUCUAUUAUUGUUGGCAGUGCUAGCAGGUAAACGCUCCUCUUUUAAUAAGCCAAAGCAUUGAGUCAGUCCCCGACAGACUCUCUCUGUUAGCCCGGGUCCCUCCUUCAGCUCCACAAAACUGGAGGGUAGGAGUAAGUGGAAAGCAAAGGUGGAGUCAGAAUGUCAAAAGGCUCUCUGUCGAAGCGUUGGCCUGCAGCCACGCAGCAGCAGAGACGUGUCAGCCCAGGUAAGCCAGGCCUCGAUUCCUCCGCAGAAACUCUUCAAGUCAUCUCCUUCAGAGCUGUAAACGUUAGAUCACAUCACGUCUGAGCGUUACAGGAGGACUUUAGGCCGGAUUGUGAAGAUAGAAGGAGGACUUUGGCUCAGGAGCUGCCAUAUAAAGAAGGGUGGCGGAACAGAAGCUGUUUAGUCUGACAGUGAGAGAGAGUGGAGCCAUGGCCAUGUGGACGACCGUGGGAACUCUGCUGGUGUUAACACAUAUGGUGCUGAGCCAAAGCACCAUCAGGUGGUGCACCAUCUCAGAACCAGAGCAGAGGAAGUGUCAGGCCAUGUCGCAGGCGUUCUCCGGAGUCUCCAUCCGGCCCUCUCUGAGCUGCGUCAGCGGACCCACCAUCGAGGGAUGCAUCCAGAAACUCCAGGAUAAAACGGUGGAUGCCUUGUCCAUGUCUGGCUCUGACAUCUACAAUGCAAAAAAAACUGCCUCCUUCAAGAUUGCUGCAAGUGAAUCAAUGAAUGGAGAAACUGCCAGCUACUACGCUGUGGCUGUGGUGAAAAAGUCCAACUCUGACAUCAACAUCAACAACUUAGCAGGAAAGCGGAGCUGCCACACGGGUAAAGACCGAACUGCAGGCUGGAAAAUGCCUGUAGGAUACCUCAUGGACCGGGGCUACAUGUCUGUGAUGGGCUGCAACAUCCCACAGGGAGUGGCCGACUUCUUCAAUGCAAGCUGCAUUCCUGGUGCUAAUGAGCCCGGCGACCCUCCUUCUCUGUGUCAGCUCUGCAAAGGAGACGCAAGCGGACAGCACAAAUGUGAGAUGAGCACCGAUGAGCAGUACUACAGCUAUGAAGGAGCCUUCAGGUGUUUGGUUGAAGAUGCAGGACAGGUGGCCUUCAUCAAACACACAACUGUUGGAGAAAACACAGAUGGUAAUGGUCCAGACUGGGCCAAUACACUGAUCUCCACGGAUUAUGAGCUGCUGUGUCAGGAUGGCACCAGAGCUGCUGUCUCGCAGUGGAAAAGAUGUCACCUGGUCCGCAUCCCGUUUCGCGCCGUCGUGGUCAACAGUGGCAUCACUCCUUCAGUGGUGUUCAGCAUGCUGCAGGAAGGUCUGGAAAAGUCCGGCUUCAAGAUGUUCUCAUCUUCAGAUUAUGGAGGAGGAGCGGUCCUGUUCUCCGAUCUGACCACCACGUUUGAGCAUGUGACGUCAGAGGAGCCAGCGACGUGGAUGGGCGAUGACUAUUAUGACGCCAUGAAAGCCACAGACUGCAAACCAGCAGACAUCCCUGCCGCCCUGCGAUGGUGUGUGCUGUCCAGCGGCGAGCAACAGAAAUGUGCAGACAUGGCUGUGGCCUUCCAGCAAAAAAGUCUGACUCCUAACAUCAACUGCAUCCAUGGGGACUCUGUGACUGAUUGCAUGGAGAAAAUCAAGAAAGGGGAGGCCGAUGCCGUCACUCUGGAUGGAGGUUACAUCUACACAGCAGGAAAAGACUUUGGUUUGGUCCCCGCCGCUGCUGAGAGCUACACAGAUGACAGUGACGGGGCCACGUACUACGCCGUGGCGGUGGUGAAAACGAGCAGCACUGACAUCCGUAACCUGGAUGACCUGCGUGACCGGCGCUCCUGUCACACUGGAUUUGAACGCACGGCGGGCUGGAACAUCCCCGUGUCCACGCUGAUGGAGAGAGGCCUGAUCAGACCUGAGCAGUGCAAGAUACCACAGGCUGUGGGAGAGUUCUUCAAGCAGAGCUGUGUUCCUGGUGCCAAUCAACGGGGUUUACCCAGCAACCUGUGUGAUCUGUGUGUGGGCGACAGCUCAGGACAGAACAAGUGUGAGAAGGGGAAAGACCUGUUCGAUGGAUAUGAUGGAGCGUUCAGGUGUCUGGCUGUAGGGAAUGGGGAUGUUGCCUUUAUCAAGCACACCACAAUCUUCCAAAACACUGAUGGUCAGUCAUCUGAAUCGUGGGCCUCAACUCUCCAAUCCAAAGACUUCCAGCUGCUCUGUCCUGAGGGAACUAAAGCUUCUGCCUCACAGUACAGAUACUGCAACCUGGCGCGAGUUCCUUCUCAUGCGGUGAUGGUUCGACCAGACACCAACAUCCAUGCUGUCUAUGGUCUCCUAGAGCAUGCACAGAAAUACUUCAGCAGUGACACAGGUUCUGGAUUCCGGAUGUUCGACUCCCAGGCGUACAGCGGCACAGAUCUCAUUUUCAAGGACUCCACUGUUCGCAUCAUCGCUGUUGGUGAGCGAAAGACCUACGAGGAGUGGCUGGGUCAGGGAUACUUGGACUCCCUCGUUGAUUUGAAGUGCGGCUCAUCCACCAUUGUGGCGUCGUCUGCGUGGCUGAUGCUGCUGACCAUCCUUGGCGUCACGCUGACCAACAUCUGGAUGUAAACACCGCUCGUCCAGCUCUACUUUCUUCCUUCUCUCUGUGAUUCCUGUUUCUCCACUCUUCUUUUUUCUAUCACUAACACUAAUCUUGAGGUUGUAACUGUCCUGAUUUCUGUUUGCUCCAAUCAAUCUCUGUAGCAUCAGGUCAGUUUCUGGGAACCUUCCGUCAAUUCUGCACUACUACUACCUUUUAUUGGCUUUAGACAUGAGAGGACGACAUGUUGGAGCUCCCUGUGGAUUGGGAAAAUGUUAUUGUUGGAGCGCAGCACACUUUUAUGGCAGAGAAAUGUCAACUCAUUUCAGCUAUAAUAGGGGAUUUAGGCACUUUUUGGGUGAGCUGCCAUAUCAGUGCGUAUGCUGUCACCUGUUACAUUUUAUGCCAUACUGUUUAAAAAGACAGAAAAAGCAAGAAAGAGAGCAAUAUUUUGAAUUUAACUCACUGAGACGUUACCUUCAAGUGCAGCACAGGGACAAACCGUCUUUUGUUCUGCCUAUUACUGUGUGAAACAAAUGCAAAUAUUUUUUUUUAAUCGUCUGUGGCUUUGUACACCAAAAUUUUAUAUUUGUAAAAAUUCAAGAGUUAUUUUCUUCAAAUUCUAUACUGGCUGAAUGACUGCUUCACUAUAGGCUGUCUGCUUCAUGCGUUCUCCUUAAAUUCUCAGAAAAAAAAAAGAUGCAAAUAUUUGUCAAGCCCCUAAUAUUGAAAUUAUGUUUUGCCAUUUCUUUCUAAUUUGUUAAUUAAUGCAAAAAAUGACGUUGCACCGAAAUGGGCCAAACCACGUUUGGUUCCCUCACAUUUGAGGAAAGCAUGAAGGAUGCAAACUGAGGUUAAUGCAGCAAUUCAGUUCAAAUUCAAUUGAAUUCAUUUAUUCUUUGCUUGAAGAAAAUUCAUUUUCUUUUUAUUUAGAAAUGGACUUACAUAAUUUUAGGGAAGCACAAGACUUUCAGGUUCUCAGACUUCUGAGCUACACAUGCUCCUUGAUGCUGUUAUAAAAUGUUGAUUCAAAAUGUUAUUUUUUCCAGUGAUGAGAGAUUUAUUUUUAUAUGAAGUUCAGGUGCCAUAUCAGUGUAUAUGUACUGACUCAUGCUGUCAGAGUAAUGCCUUCUCUUUCUUCUGAUAGAGAUUUAUUUCUAUGUGAAAUGAUGUAUCUUGUGACUAAUAUUUAGUUGCCAGGCCAGUGCGUCUGCAUAAGUAUUGCUACAUAAAGCUGUCUGUCUACACAAUACAAUAAAGCAAUGUGCAACAAAGAUACCCUC